Molecule: messenger RNA, 2496 nt
Organism: Macrosteles quadrilineatus (aster leafhopper)
Lineage: Eukaryota; Metazoa; Arthropoda; Insecta; Hemiptera; Cicadellidae
Product: lipoma-preferred partner homolog
Exons: 10
Coding region: 163-1557 (464 amino acids)
Biological process (GO): cell-cell adhesion
Cellular component (GO): stress fiber; focal adhesion
Source: RefSeq, a predicted model, not a curated record
GUUAUAUUAUUAACAAAACGAAAACACUAAUAAACAAACAGGGAAUCAGGUGCGUUGCAGGUACCGUGAAUGGGUUGUGUUUUUGGUUUUUAGUCGUACGUCAAACAGUUUUUGGUUUUGGCCGCAGCCUUACAUGAUCUUCUCUUCAACAUCUUGUGAGAAAUGACUAGCCGUCUUGAGCAGCAGUUGGCAGACCUGAAGCUGGGAGUGCAGACUUCCCCGGGAAAGAAACCUGGGCCUGCUGUCCCACCCAAACCUAAGAAACAACCACUGGUACCCAAGAGCUACCCACUCAAUGGUCCCAGUGAACCCUCUUUCACCUCACCACUGAGUGGUGGAGUAACUGCCACUAGCACUACACCAGAGCGACGACCUGCUCCUCCUAUAUACUCAAACAUAGACCAUGGAUCAGGGUCAAUAGCAAGCAAUGGGAGUUCGGCCAGUUCCACAGCUACCUACAACAACAUUGAACCGUACAAACCCAGGUACCAGAAGGCUGAGCCACAGAACAGCGCUGUCUAUGCCAACACCAACAACCCCACCUACAGCAACAUGUCCACAUACGCCAACUUAGUCGAUGACUUACCACCACCUCCGCCCAAGCCGUCAGAGUUCAGUGACUUCCCCCCUCCACCCUCAGACUUGCCUCCUCCCCCGUCACCAGUCAGUAGUAGCUACUCUGAGCUACGUAGAGCUACUCACCACUACCCGCCAGACUACAGUACUUACACACCUUCCUCUCAGGGGUCGACCACGUAUGAGAGUAUCUACGAGCCAAUCAACCCGCGGCCACCCAGUGGCAUGUCAUCUAGGUCUAACUACUCAUUGUACACCCCAUAUGUCAAGGGAUGUCCUCCACCAGGCGCACACGGAUCUCAGGAAGGUGUGGUGGAUGCCCUUACAGAUCUCCUUGUACAAUCCAUGGACUCCAACUCACCCGACUCUGAGAUAUAUGGAGACUGUUGUAAGUGUGGUCAGAGAGUGGUGGGGGAAGAGUCUGGAUGCACAGCCAUGGACAAAGUCUACCACAUCAACUGCUUCACUUGCUCUCAUUGCGGAGAUCUGCUGCAGGGGAAACCUUUCUACACUCUGGACGGACAGCCUUUCUGUGAACACGGCUACCUGGACACCCUGGAGAAGUGCUCGGUGUGCAUGAGUCCUAUCUUGGACCGUAUCCUGAGAGCCACUGGUCGACCGUACCAUCCUCGGUGUUUCUGCUGUAUCGUCUGCGGCAAGUCUCUAGACGGCAUACCUUUUACUGUCGAUGCUACCAACCAAAUACAUUGUAUCGAGGACUUCCACAAAAAGUUUGCCCCGAGGUGCUGUGUGUGUAGUCUGCCCAUCAUGCCUGAGCCAGGUCAGGACGAGACUGUGCGUGUGGUCGCUCUGGACCGCAGUUUCCACAUAGCUUGCUACAAAUGUGAAGAUUGUGGUUUGGUGUUAUCUACAGAAGCGGAAGGGAGGGGAUGUUACCCUCUAGAUGACCAUGUUCUGUGCAAGAGUUGCAAUGCCAAGAGAGUACAAGCACUUACCUCACAUAUGACCACCGAGCUGUAACUGCCAUUACACUGUAUCACCACAGCUUACACCGAGAGACUCAGAACAUUGUGUCCAAACUUUACGUAACAACCUCUCCUAUCUCACUAUGUAGGCGUAUUGAGGGGAAUCGAUCCAUCUCCUCUAACUCUGAAACAACAGCCGACAGCUGAUAUAUAGAUAAGGCUUAAAAACAAGGUAGGGGAACUCGGGAAACUUUCCCCUUAAACCGACUAAAUUUUGUGAAUGGGCUAAAUAAUGGACAGUGGUCUUGAUUAUACUAACUAAACUUGCUACAGAAAAUUUAAAAUAACCAUUGUAAAAAUGUUACUAAAUCUAAUGAGAGAGCUUAACUUAAACACCUGUUACAGUCAUUAUUAAAUUCAACUCAUAGAGUUUUUAAAAAUUUUUACUUGUUGAGAGUUUGAAAAACUGAAGUAACAAUGUUCUAAGUUACUCUCGAUACAGGUACUAUCAGUAUGCUUAAAAUAUACUUUUAUUGUACGGUGCCAUUUUUAAUUUCAAAGUGCUUUCAGAAAUCGAAUAAGUGUCAAGAUGGUAUUUAAUUGGUUAUGUCUACAAGUUUAGCUGAAGACAGGUUAAUUUUGUGUUACUAGUUGAGCAUACAGUUUAUAUACAAAUCUAUGUCAUUGAAAUCUGUGUUACCGUUUAGUCAGGUAUUUCUAUUUGUUUAUAAUUUGAAUGAUUAUGCUCACUAUUAUUAGAGAUAUUUAUGCGGAUUAUUAAUGUUUAAUGGGAUAAGGCAUUAGAAGUAGUAUUAUUAAAGUAUUGAACAAAUUCCUACAUGGGGGCUUUUUGAAUCAUGCUCUUUAAAUUAUCUAGCCAUAUUGUUUAUUUAAUUGUAAUUUUUUUAUAAAGCGUUUGGUUAUGUAAUUAUUACAAGUAGUAAAUGUGUACUCAUUGUGAAUUUAUACAGUUUUAUUACUAUUAUAUUUUAUU